Messenger RNA from Piliocolobus tephrosceles (Ugandan red Colobus), 561 nucleotides. RefSeq names its product double homeobox protein 4C-like. Lineage: Eukaryota; Metazoa; Chordata; Mammalia; Primates; Cercopithecidae. The transcript has a single exon. Gene Ontology annotation, biological process: regulation of transcription by RNA polymerase II. Gene Ontology annotation, cellular component: nucleus. The record is from RefSeq and is a predicted model, not a curated record. Gene Ontology annotation, molecular function: DNA-binding transcription factor activity, RNA polymerase II-specific; RNA polymerase II transcription regulatory region sequence-specific DNA binding. Bases 61 to 561 code for a protein of 166 amino acids.
AGCCCGCCGGCCUCUCUCUGCCCGUGUCUGUCCGCGAAAUUCUGGCCAGGUCUCCCCGCGAUGGCUCUCCCGACACCUGCCGACGGCGCCCUCCCGGCGGAAGCCCGAGGACGAGGACGGCGAAGGAGACUCGUUUGGACCCCGAGCCAAAGGGAGGCCCUGCGAGCCUGCUUUGAGCGGAACCCGUACCCGGGCAUCACCACCAGGGAAGAGCUGGCCCAGGCCGUCGGCAUUCCGGAGCCCGGGGUCCAGAUUUGGUUUCAGAACGAGAGAUUACGCCAGCUGAGGCAGCACCGGCGGGAAUCUCGGCCCUGGCCGGGGAAACGCGGCCCGCAGGAAGGCAGGCGAAAGCGAACCGCCGUCACCGGGUCCCAGACCGCUCUGCUCCUGCAAGCCUUCCAGCAGGAUCGCUUUCCGGGCAUCGCCACCAGGGAAGAACUGGCCAGAGAGACGGGCCUCCUGGAGUCCCGGAUUCAGAUUUGGUUUCAGAACCGGAGGGCCAGGCACCCAGGCCAGGGUGGCAGGGCACCCGCGCAUACAGGCGGGUGUUCACUGUGUUAA